This is a messenger RNA of Orbilia oligospora ATCC 24927, 7167 nucleotides long. RefSeq lists its product as uncharacterized. Gene Ontology annotation, molecular function: protein serine/threonine kinase activity; protein-containing complex binding; protein binding. Gene Ontology annotation, biological process: TOR signaling; protein phosphorylation; negative regulation of macroautophagy. The record is from RefSeq and is a predicted model, not a curated record. Bases 1 to 7167 code for a protein of 2388 amino acids. The transcript is spliced from 17 exons. Gene Ontology annotation, cellular component: TORC2 complex; nucleus; TORC1 complex. Lineage: Eukaryota; Fungi; Ascomycota; Orbiliomycetes; Orbiliales; Orbiliaceae.
AUGGCGGCCCCAGUCGUUGCCAACGAUGCGAUCGGCCGUGUCUUUUCUGAUUUGAAAAACAGCAAGACCGAAGAGGCUCGUCAAAAAGCGGCCGACGACCUUCGAGGCAUAUUGGUUGUCAGCCAGCGAGAAAUGCCUCCCGAGGCUUACACGAGAUUCAAUAACGAUAUAAAUAAACGAAUAUUCGAAAUGAUCCACAGCAACGAGACUGCAGACAAGAUCGCAGGGAUCAUGGUGCUAGAUCGGCUAAUAGAUUUCGAGGGUGAUGAUUCAAUGCAGAAGACAACUAGAUUCGCCCACUACCUUAGGAGUGUCAUUAGAGGUAAUGAUACUGCUGCUAUGGUUCUCGCUGCCAAGUCUUUAGGCCGACUAGCGACGCCGGGGGGGCCAUUAACAGCUGAGCUUGUUGAGAGCGAGACACGGCAAGCACUGGAGUGGCUGCAGAGCGAUCGACAGGAAAACCGUAGGUUUGCAGCUGUCCUGCUCUUGAAAGAUCUAGCCCGGAAUUCGCCUACCUUGUUUUAUACCUAUGUCCCUCAAAUCCUUGAGUUACUUUGGGUUGCACUCCGGGACUCGAAAGUCUUAAUUCGGGAAGCAGCCGCGGAAGCCCUGUGCGCUUGCCUUGAGAUUCUUUAUCAAAGAGAUAGCCAACUGCGGGCUCAAUGGUACAAUAAAAUCUUGGAAGAAGCCCAGCAUGGAUUGAAGAUUGGAACAAUAGAUUCUAUCCACGGCAGCCUUUUAACAUACCGGGAGCUUUUACUCAGGGCUGGAAUGUUCAUGCACGACCGCUACCGAGAUGUCUGUGAGCUUGUUCUUAGAUAUAAGGAUCAUCGCGACACGCUCAUUCGGAAGUCUGUCGUAACGUUAAUACCUAUCCUUGCAGCCUACAACCCUGAAGAGUUUGUCAGUUCUCACCUACACCGCUGUAUGAUGCACCUUCAAGCCCAACUCAAAAAGGAACGAGACCGAAGUGUGGCAUUCGUUGCUAUUGGGCAAGUCGCUAUAGCUGUGGGAAGCAGCAUGAACCCUUAUCUCGAAGCAGUACUUCAGUGUAUUAAAGAUGGACUAUCGAAUAAAAGGUACACCCCAUCCCAUUGCAACGUGAAUACAAAUGCUGACUUGCAAUUUUUGGAAAGUCGCCGAGUGCCUGUUGAACCGGCAUAUUUCCAAUGCAUCAGUAUGCUGGCAACAGCUGUUGGUCUAGCUCUGACCAAGCAUAUACAGGAGCUGCUAUCUCUAUUAUUUAACUGUCCGUUGAGCGAUUCUCUCACACAAGCUCUUGUCGAUCUCGCUCAUUACAUACCUCCACUGCUUCCCCAGAUUCAGGAAAAGUUACUCAACAUGUUGAGCAUUGUUCUCAGUGGCCGGCCGUUCAAGCCUUUGGGAAGCCCAGCGGAAUUACAAAGCGUCCAGCAACCUCUUAAAGAAACCCGCGAUGCACCUGGUGGCGAUAUAAAAGACCCUGAGAUUAUCCUGGCUUUGCAUACGCUCGGGAGCUUUGAUUUUACGGGACGCAUAUUGAAUGAAUUUGUCCGGGAUUGUGUGAUUAAAUAUGUCGAAGAUGAUAAUCCCGAGACUAGAAAAGCAGCUGCACUUACGUGUUGCCAGCUUUUCGUUCGAGACCCAAUAUGUUAUCAAACCAGUAGCAAUGCUAUCCAAGUAGUCGGCGAUGUGAUGGAGAAACUACUUACUGUCGGCAUCGCUGAUCCGGACGCGGAUAUACGAAGAACAGUCCUUGAUUCGCUUGAUGCUCGAUUCGACAGGCACUUAGCAAGAGCAGAAAAUGUCCGAACUCUGUUUUUGGCCUUGAACGACGAGGUUUUUGCAAUUCGCGAGUCCGCGAUCACAAUUAUUGGACGGCUAACGGCUCAUAACCCUGCUUAUGUGAUGCCCUCUCUGCGUAAAUCAUUGAUCCAACUUCUUACUGAACUCGAAUACUCAACUGUUGCGCGUAACAAAGAGGAAAGCGCAAAACUUUUAAGUCAUCUCGUCUCGGCCGCUCAAAAACUCAUUAAGCCAUAUGUCGAUCCUAUUGUUACUGUCCUUCUCCCCAAAGCAUCUGAUUCAAGUGCUGGUGUUGCCUCUAGUGUUCUUGGUGCUAUCGGGGAACUCUCAACCGUUGGCGGCGAGGAUAUGGUACCUUACAUACCACAACUUAUGCCGAUAAUCAUAGACACGCUACAAGACCAAGGCUCAUCCUCUAAAAGAGAAGCUGCCUUGAAAACGCUAGGGCAACUCGCUAGCAACUCGGGAUACGUUAUCGAGCCAUACAUGCAAUACCCCCAUCUACUAACAAUCCUAGUAAACAUUGUCAAAACGGAACAAACCGGCUACCUCAGGAAAGAGACAAUCAAGUUGAUGGGGAUAUUGGGUGCUAUAGACCCUUAUAAACACCAGCUUGUUGAACAAGGACCUGAGAAUCGCCCGGCAGAUCAGAGCAGCACUGUUACGGAUGUUUCUCUUAUCAUGACGGGGCUUACGCCGUCGAACGAAGAGUAUUAUCCAACUGUGGUUAUCAACUCUCUCAUGAACAUGCUCAAGGAUCAGUCGCUAAGCAAUCAACAUUCUGCAGUCGUGGAUGCUAUUAUGAAUAUAUUCAAGACGCUGGGAUUAAAAUGUGUACCUUUUCUUGGGCAAAUUAUCCCCGGCUUUAUUGGAGUCAUAAGAACUAGCCAACCUAGUAAGCUUGAAUCUUAUUUCAGCCAACUGAGUAUCCUUACUACUAUUGUGAAGCAACACAUCAGGACAUUUCUGCCUGAAAUUUUACAGCUUAUCCGAGAGCACUGGCAGUUGAAUACGAAUUUACAGGCCACUAUACUCCAACUUGUCGAGGCGAUUGCAAGAUCCCUUGAAGGCGAAUUCAAAGUUUACCUAGCUCAACUUUUACCGUUAAUGCUUCAGGUUUUAGAGGUAGAUAAUACAGCACGCAGAAUCCCCACGGAGAGGGUUCUGCAUGCCUUUUUGGUAUUUGGUGCUAACAGCGAAGAGUACAUGCAUCUGAUUCUUCCGGUCGUUGUUCGGCUUUUUGAAAAAUCAACCCAACCAGUCUCUGCGCGAAAGGCAGCCAUUGAAACCAUUGCCCGUCUUUCGAGAAAGGUGAACUUGUCUGACCAUGCAUCUCGCAUAAUCCACCCUCUCGCCCGUGUGCUCCAAAGUGGAACACACGAACUCCGGGUUGCUGCCUUGGAUACACUUUGUGCACUUGUUUUCCAAUUAGGACAAGAUUAUGCGCAUUUUAUCCCGAUGAUUAACAAAUGUUUGGUACAAACAAAAACCCAACAUUCUAAUUAUGAACUCCUUGUAUCGAAACUUUUGAAGGGGGAGUCUCUACCCCAGGACCUAAACCCCGAUGAAAUGUUUGGGGAGAAAUAUGAUGAGGUUCUAAUUCCAGACACGCAUUCAAAAAAGCAAACAGUGAAUCAACAGCAUUUAAAAAACGCAUGGGAAGCAUCUCAAAGGUCUACACGAGAGGACUGGCAGGAGUGGAUCCGAAGAUUCAGCGUCGAGCUUCUAAAAGAAUCUCCAUCCCAUGCUCUUCGCGCCUGUGCAGGUUUGGCUGGUGCAUAUUACCCUCUUGCUAAAGAUCUUUUCAAUGCUGCUUUUGUUUCGUGCUGGGUGGAACUUUAUGACCAGUAUCAGGAGGAACUAGUUCGAUCAAUUGAACUGGCCCUUACAUCUCCAAACAUCCCUCCAGAAAUUCUCCAAAUUUUACUUAAUUUAGCAGAAUUUAUGGAGCAUGACGACAAGGCGUUACCAAUCGAUAUCCGUACGUUGGGCAAGUAUGCCGCCAAGUGCCACGCCUUUGCAAAAGCGCUGCAUUAUAAAGAAACGGAAUUUUUGCAGGAGCCACAGACCAGCACAAUAGAAGCGUUGAUAAAGAUCAACAACCAACUUCAGCAGUCUGACGCCGCUAUUGGUAUUCUUCGCCGGGCACAACAGUACAAUGAUGUUCCCUUGAAGGAAUCUUGGUUCGAAAAGCUUCAACGCUGGGAGGAGGCCCUGAAAGCGUAUCAACUGCGGGAACUUGAUGAACCGAAUUCCUUUGAAGUUACGAUGGGCAAGAUGAAGUGUCUCCAUGCUUUAGGGGAAUGGGACCAAUUAUCACAGCUAGCGCAGGAAAAGUGGACGCACGCGACGCACGAGAUGCAACGAGCAAUAGCCCCCCUUGCCGCCGCCGCUGCAUGGGGCCUUGGCCAGUGGGAUAUUAUGGAUGAUUAUAUCGGUGUUAUGAAACAUUUAUCCCCUGAUAGAUCCUUCUUUGGUGCAAUUUUGGCUCUUCACCGGAACCAUUUUGAUGAAGCAGCAUUGCAUAUUGAGAGGGCCCGUGAAGGUUUGGAUUCGGAGCUCAGCGCUCUUGUUGGAGAGAGCUAUAGCCGAGCAUAUAGUGUCAUCGUAAGGGUGCAAAUGCUUGCUGAGUUGGAAGAAAUCAUUGUCUACAAACAGAGCUAUGAUCACCCCGAAAGACAAGAUACAAUGCGGCGAACAUGGAUGAAACGUUUGCAAGGUUGCCAGAGGAAUGUUGAGACAUGGCAAAGGAUGCUGAAAGUCAGAGCUCUGGUUAUAUCCCCUAGAGAAAACAUGGAUAUGUGGAUCAAAUUCGCCAAUUUGUGCAGGAAGUCCGGGAGGGUGGGUUUGGCGGAGAAGUCAUUGAAUUCUCUAUACGACAUUGAAGACGGUACUUUGCUCGCAUUGUCUGAUCCGCGAGUCCCCCCUAGUGUCACUUACGCUCGCCUGAAGUACUUGUGGUCGAUUGGAAGCCAGUCCGAAGCCCUCUCAAGUCUUGUGGAGUUUACAGACCGAAUCUCCAAGCAAAUCGGUCCAAGUAUCUCCGAUAUAUCUGGCCAGGGCCAGGGCCAGUCCCACUCUAACCUAGCGGUCAACCCUCCGGCUCUAUCAAGCCAAGCAAUCGAAGACCUUUCGGGGUUGCUUGCACGGUGCUACCUCAAACAAGGGGAGUGGUUGGUAGCUCUUAAUAAAAGUUGGUACCUAGGAAAUGUACAGGAGGUUUUGCGAUCAUACUGGCUAGCCACCCACUUCAACAAAGAUUGGUACAAAGCGUGGCAUGCAUGGGCGCUUGCUAAUUUUGAGGUGGUAACUAAUCGGGAACUGCGAGAUGUAACUUCUUCGCCCGAGAUGUUAACUAACCACGUAGUACCUGCUGUGCGUGGGUUUUUCAAAUCAAUCUCACUCUCCGCGGGGAGCUCGCUACAGGAUACCCUUCGCCUAUUGACUCUAUGGUUCGCUCAUGGAGGUCAUUCCCAGGUCAAUGCCGCUAUGACAGAAGGGUUCGGCGUUGUUAGCAUCGAUACUUGGCUUGCCGUUAUCCCGCAACUAAUUGCUCGUAUCAAUCAACCAGACCCCAUUGUCCGACGCUCUAUCCAUCAACUUCUUGGGGACGUUGGCCGCGCCCACCCACAGGCUCUCGUUUUCCCAUUAACUGUCGCAACGAAAUCGCAACAUUCAAGACGCCAGAAAUCAGCGUCUUCGUUAAUCGAGAAUGUCCGGACACACAGUUCUACACUUGUGGACCAGGCAGCAUUUGUCAGUCAGGAACUCAUCCGGGUCGCAGUUCUUUGGCACGAGCAGUGGCAUGAAGGCCUAGAAGAAGCGUCGAGGCUGUAUUUCGGGGACCAUAAUAUUGAGGCGAUGUUCGCGACUUUGGAGCCAUUGCAUGAGAUGCUUGAAAAGGGACCGGAAACAUUAAGAGAGAUAUCAUUUCACCAAGCCUUUGGCCGUGACCUUCACGAUGCUAGGGAUUGGUGUAACACGUUCAGGAGAACCGGUGAUGUUGGCGAUCUCAACCAAGCCUGGGAUCUGUAUUACCAACUACCCCAGUUGAAUUCUUUGGAUUUGCAAUACGUGUCGCCGCGACUUCUGAAUGCCAAGGACUUGGAACUCUCUGUCCCUGGUACCUAUCAAUCCGGGCGCCCAGUUAUCAAAAUUGUCAACUUUGAUUCAGUUUUCACCGUGAUAUCCUCUAAACAACGCCCACGGAAACUUUCUCUCAAAGGAAACGAUGGAACAAUGUAUCAAUAUGUUCUAAAAGGCCACGAGGAUCUACGGCAGGACGAGCGUGUCAUGCAACUUUUCGGGCUUGUAAACACCCUGCUUUCGGUAGAUUCUGAAUGCUUUAAACGGCAUCUCAACAUCCAACGAUACCCAAUUAUCCCACUUUCUCAAAACUCUGGCCUAAUGGGAUGGGUCCCGCAUAGCGACACCUUGCACGUGCUCAUUAGGGAGUACCGAGAAAGCCGUAAGAUCUUGCUAAACAUUGAACAUCGUAUUAUGUUGCAGAUGGCACCAGAUUACGAUAACCUCACUUUAAUGCAAAAGGUCGAGGUUUUCGGGUACGCUCUCGACAAUACAACUGGCCAGGACCUUUAUCGUGUUCUUUGGCUGAAAAGUAGAAGCUCCGAGGCUUGGCUCGAUCGGAGAACGAACUAUACCCGUUCCCUCGGGGUGAUGUCGAUGGUCGGCUAUAUUCUAGGACUAGGCGACAGGCAUCCCUCGAAUUUGAUGUUGGACCGUGUAACAGGGAAAGUCGUCCACAUAGAUUUUGGGGAUUGUUUCGAGGUGGCAAUGCAUAGGGAGAAAUAUCCCGAGAAGGUGCCUUUUCGAUUAACCAGGAUGCUCACGUACGCUAUGGAAGUGAGCAAUAUAGAAGGAAGUUUUAGAAUAACAUGCGAGGCUGUAAUGCGAGUUUUGAGGGAUAACAAGGAAUCCCUCAUGGCAGUCCUUGAAGCUUUCAUGCACGACCCAUUGAUGCAUUGGCGUCUUGGAAAUCGUGAAAGCCCUGUAGACUCAGGGAUGUCUGCUGAGCCAAGUCAAAUUCCGAUAGCGGAGCUUCCUACUCGAGCGACUAGAGGGAAGGCUGAGGCUAGCUCCGGGGCAAAUGGUUUCCAGCCAGAAACACAGGUUGGGCCUGAGGACCAAACACAGAACGCACGAGCACUAGCAGUUUUGAACCGCGUGAAGGACAAGCUGACAGGACACGACUUCCGACCAAAUGAUGAAUUGGCGGUUCCUGAUCAGGUGGACAAGUUGCUACAACAGGCAACUUCCCUCGAGGUUUGUUUUUCUAGUACUCAUCUCAUUGGAAGUGCUGAACUAAUUGCUGGUGGUCAGAACUUGUGCCAACUUGGUAAAUUCUGUGGGACUGGAAUAUAA